AUGUCGACGGCAGGAUUCCCACAUAGAUUUCUUAGCAAAAUUAAGAAAAAGACUUCAAAUGAUAACAUAAAGUCGAAUGACAACCUUGGAGGGCAUGGCAUUCCCAGAACAAAGCCUUUCAAAUCAUAUGACAACAAGAAGCAAUCUGAGGAAGCACGAAAUGGCACUAAGCCCACACCAAAACGUUUAACAGACGCCUUGAAGUCAACAUUAACUCCAGCAAGGACAACACAGAGAUCGAAUACAACGACUACUCGAAAGCCGCUACUACGAAAUGGAGACAAGCAACCAGAUAUAAAACAUUGGACUUUAGAAGACUUUGAGAUUGCUAGGGAUUUAGGAAAAGGCAAUUUUGGCAGCGUUUUUCUUGCAAGAGAGAAAUCAAGAAAAAUAAUUGUUGCGCUCAAGGUCAUGUACAAGCAGCAAAUAAAGGAUAUGGGCAUUCAGAAGCAACUAGAACGUGAGAUCGAUAUCCAGGGCCAUCUGAGACAUCCCAAUAUACUAGGUCUUUAUGGAUACUUUCAUGAUGACAGCCGCAUUUUCAUCAUACUCGAGUACGCAGCGAAUGGCGCCCUGUAUGAUGAGCUACGAAAAAGAAUCAGAUUCACAGAGGAAGAGGCAGCAAAGUACAUUGCACAAAUGGUCGAUGCUUUGGCAUAUUUACACAAUAACCAAGUCAUUCACCGUGAUAUCAAACCAGAAAACCUCAUGUUGGGCCGCAAUGGCGAAAUCAAAAUAGGGGAUUUCGGAUGGUCAGUGAGGACUGAGAGACUCAAUAAUAGGAGAGGCACUUUAUGCGGCACGUUGGAUUACUUGCCUCCUGAGAUGGUAGAAGGAAGAGUGCAUGAUAAAAACGUAGACAUUUGGUCCCUAGGCAUUCUGCUGUAUGAACUGAUUGUCGGUAGCCCACCAUUCGAGGAGAAACAGGCUGAAAAUGACGAUGUGAGCAGUGCGAUUACUUAUGAGCGCAUUCGAAAUGUGGAACUCCACUUUCCAAAGUAUGUCAGUAAGGAUGCAGCCGAUCUCAUCAGCAAGCUUCUCAAAUACAACUCUGGAGACCGUUUGCCGCUAAGGAACAUUAUGCACCACCCUUUUAUUGUCAAGAAUCUACAAGAAACUUAG
This is a messenger RNA of Mucor velutinosus, 1122 nucleotides long. Its product is annotated as GTP-binding protein of the rab/ypt. The coding region runs from base 1 to 1122 and encodes 373 amino acids. Gene Ontology annotation, molecular function: ATP binding; protein kinase activity. Gene Ontology annotation, biological process: mitotic spindle organization; protein phosphorylation; regulation of cytokinesis. The record is from RefSeq and is a predicted model, not a curated record. The transcript is spliced from 7 exons. Gene Ontology annotation, cellular component: spindle pole centrosome; spindle microtubule; chromosome passenger complex. Lineage: Eukaryota; Fungi; Mucoromycota; Mucoromycetes; Mucorales; Mucoraceae.